CCACCAUAAGCAAGCAGCUAGCUGCUGCCAAAGAAAAGAGCCCUCUCUCUCUCUCUCUGUGUAACCUGCAGCUUGCUUUGGUGUCGCGCGCCAUCGCUAUGGCCGCCACCAAGAACGGCUCCCCGCUCCUCGGCAAGUACGAGCUCGGCCGCCUCCUCGGCCGCGGCACCUUCGCCAAGGUGUACCACGCCCGCUCCCUCGCCGGCGGCGAGCACGUGGCCGUCAAGGUGCUCGACAAGCCGGGGCUCGCCGCCGCCGGCGCCGGCAUGGCCACGCGCGUGCUCCGCGAGGUCGCCGCCAUGCGCCGCCUCCGCCACCCGAACGUGCUGAGGCUCCACGAGGUGCUCGCCACGCGCUCCAAGGUGUACCUCGUCAUGGAGCUCGCCCCGGGUGGGGACCUCCUCUCCAGGCUCGCCUCCCUCCCGUCGCGCCGCCUCCCCGAGCACGCCGCGCGCCGGGUGUUCCUCCAGCUCGCCUCCGCGCUCAUCUACUGCCACGCGCGCGGCGUGUCCCACCGCGACGUCAAGCCGCAGAACGUGCUGCUCGACGCCGACGGGAACCUCAAGGUCUCCGACUUCGGCCUCGCCGCGCUCCCGGACUCGCUCCGCGACGACGGCCGCCUGCACACGGCCUGCGGCACGCCGGCCUUCGCCGCGCCCGAGGUGCUCCGGCGCAAGGCCUACGACGGCGCCAAGGCCGACGCCUGGUCCUGCGGCGUCAUCCUCUUCGUCCUCCUCGCCGGCCACCUGCCGUUCGACGACUCGAACAUCGUCGACAUGUGCCGGAAGGCGCACCGCCGCGAGUACGCGCUGCCGCGGUGGGUCUCGCAGCCGGCGCGCCGCCUCGUGGCCCGCCUGCUCGACCCCAACCCGGCCACCCGCCUCGCCGUGGCCGAGCUCGCGAGCCACCCGUGGUUCAAGCGGUCGCUCAGCCUCGACUCGCAGCUCGGCAGCCUCCUCGCCGGCCAGCCGGAGCGGGAGCUCGCGUUCCACGCCCCGCCGGCGCUGAACGCGUUCGACAUCAUAUCCAUGUCCCCCGGGCUCGACCUGUCCGGUCUGUUCGGUGACAGCAAGCGCCGCCGGGAGAAGCGGUUCAUGACGACGGCGUCGCCGGAGCAGACGGUGGAGCGGCUGGGCCAGGCCGGCCCCAAGCUCGGCUACUUCAUGGUGGGCAAGAAGGGGGUCGAUCGCCUGCCCCUAGGCGGCCUCUCGGGGCUCGUGGCCAUGUCCAUGGAGAUGUCGGAGGUGUCGCCGUCGAUGAUGCUCAUCGAGCUGAAGCUCGAAGGCGGCGACGGCGACGAGGAGUUCGGGUGGGAGGAGCUCAGGACGGAGCUCGGCGACGACAUGGUCAUGGCAUGGCAUGGCUGCGACGAGUUGCCGGCUGGUGCGCGGCCCCGCGGGGGAGGCGCGAUGGGGUGCAAGUGCCUGUUCGGGCUCGGCGUGCCGGAGCUGGUCGUCAUCGCGGGCGUCGCCGCGCUGGUGUUCGGGCCCAAGCAGCUGCCCGAGAUCGGCCGGAGCAUCGGGAAGACCGUCAAGAGCUUCCAGCAGGCAGCUAAGGAGUUUGAAACAGAACUGAAGAAAGAGCCUGAGGAUGGUGGCGACCAGCCCCCGCCUCCAACCCAGACAGCAGUUAGUGACGACGGCGAGGAGAAGGAGGAGCUCGAGGCGUCCAGUAGCAAGGAGAGUACAUGAGGACCAAUCGACAGUGUGCGAGUUAGAAUUGUGUAUGUACAAUUGUAUGGAUGAUGUGUUCGUUCAGGUAGCGGCACAUUUCUCCCUGUUUUUUUGGUGACGUUCUUGCAGGCCAUGUAGCGAUGUUGUUUGUACCAGGUAAAAAAUGGAUCAGUCUGAAAAUACGAUGAUUAUUUAUGAGG
Molecule: messenger RNA, 1873 nt
Organism: Oryza brachyantha (malo sina)
Lineage: Eukaryota; Viridiplantae; Streptophyta; Magnoliopsida; Poales; Poaceae
Product: CBL-interacting protein kinase 7
Exons: 4
Coding region: 99-1691 (530 amino acids)
Biological process (GO): signal transduction; protein transport by the Tat complex; protein phosphorylation
Cellular component (GO): membrane
Molecular function (GO): ATP binding; protein kinase activity
Source: RefSeq, a predicted model, not a curated record